UUUUGACGAUCUCGUUAUUGCAGGUUCGAUCAUAGAAUGGAUUUGAUGCUUGUGAAAAGUAGUCCAUUACAUUGGACGUGUUUAAUAUGGGUAUCCAUACAGAAUCUUGCCAGGAGAGGCUCAGGGGAUUAUCGGGAAUGACUCGACUGGACAUCAUCUUUGUUUUGAAGCAGAUUAUUAUUCCAGAUUGUUUGUUUACCACUUUACCAAAUAAAUUUGUAGGUUAUGUUAUGUUUCGGGUUUUUGACGUUUUGCCAAAUUUCAGCUGUCUUUUACUGUAUGGUUAUGAUGUUGUUCAGUCAAUUAUAAAAAAAGAGCAGGCAAUCAUGCAGUUGCUAAAAAUCCUUUGAUUUACAGUAAGUUAUUCUUUCUAAAUUUAUUAAUAACCUCAGGAAAAUCGUUGAAGAAAUCGAUUUAUUUUUGUCACAAGCCUGUCCCCAUUUUCAUCAUUUUCAUCAGUACAUUCAAAAUUGUAUUAACCCUACAGAUGUUGCUCCUUUCACAAAUAAUUUAUAAACACUGGAUUUAAAGAUGUCUUUAGAAGUAGUACCCAUCCACAAACACCCGAAAUACCUCAAUGAUUGUUGCAAACUCAUAAAUCAAGAGUGGACGCGCUCCGAAGGGGCUCGUAUGCACAGCCUAACGCAAUCUACUGACAAACUGCCCACCUCUCUGAUCCUACUCAAAGACAAAACAGUCAUAGGGCACGUUAAACUGUCCAUAAUACCGACCGUUAAAACCGCCUGUUUCUUGGAGUCCUUAGUCAUAGACAAGGCGUUGAGAGGAAAAGGCUUCGGGACGGUUCUAAUGCGAGAGGCGGAGAACUUCUGCAGGAACUUGCGGUUGAGCACGAUUUUUUUAUCGACGAGGGGCCAGGAAGAAUUUUACGCGAAGCUUGGCUACAUCGAAUGCAUGCCAGUUUCGAUUUACGGGGGAUCCGUGAGUAUUGUCUGCAAUAGUCUGCCGAAGAAGCCAGUAGAAAAUAGUACAAAAAAUUCUAAUAGUAUUGCCGAUUCGAGGAUUUCCUUGCCGCCUCCACCGCCGCCGCCUUUACCGUUCAAACAAAAUAAUCCUGCAACAGAACAGAAAUCGCCCAAAACGUACAUGAAAAAAGAUAUUUAAUUUUUUAGUAAAAGUACGAACAUAUUUCAGAUUAUUUAUUGUUUAUAUAAAUUUUAUAUAAGAUAAUAAACAUUUUACAUAAAAAUAUUAUUGAAAACAGUCGAAAUUUAAAUACAAUUCUUAUCACAUAACAAAGGAAUAAAAUUGGUUAAAGGGAAGAUAAAAUUGUAAAUAUUUUUUGGCUUAACAUAUACGUUAUAUUAGCUGCCUACUGGGCAUGGUUGUUGCAAAUUCCCACUAUUUGCCCGUAAUGUUCCGGUUUCGUUAGCGACUCGACUAAGAACAGUCCCAGGUCAUGUUUAGUUAUAACGCGCCCACCUGGCGAUUCCCCGUUUUUCACCUGAUACCCAACAGGUGGUUGAUCUGUAAUAUUUCAUAACCAUAAUUUCGUUCGGAAUAAAUCAAACAGAAACCUUUACCUGCAAUGUGCGGUGGGAAACAAGCGAUAUACUUCAAAUUCGUCCCUUUCAGCACGUCCAGCAUUCUUUGGUGAUCCGCAUUGAGAUCGUGGAACCUGGGCGGAACUUUCUGCGGCUCGUAGAAUAAAAACGCCGAUAAACAAACAGAAAUGACUUCCACGUUCGAUUCUUCCAUGGCUUUGAUGAUAUUUUUCAAGCCUUCGCUGAGAGCUGUGGUAGGGCUUAGGUCGUUUCUCGUUCCAACGGCGACUACUACGCCUUCGACGCCCCUUACGGCGUUUAAAACGCUGUCGUAUUCAAGAAUAUCCCCUUUCACGAUCUCGACGUUGUCUCUCAAAUGAUCGGGUAGUUUGGAUGGAUCCCUCACGAACGCC
Molecule: messenger RNA, 1915 nt
Organism: Phyllotreta striolata
Lineage: Eukaryota; Metazoa; Arthropoda; Insecta; Coleoptera; Chrysomelidae
Source: the annotation of a GenBank genome assembly